UAUCUUUUAUAUGUCUAUGCUCGGGACACAGUACUUGGGCUUGGGACUCUUGGGAGCUGUACGAGCGGUAAACAUCGUAAGAAGAAAAGAUUGGACUAAGUUUCACGUAAUUUACCGUAUCGUGAUUGUAUGCUAAAGGAUAUGAAAAGCUAAUUUUUAAAUUAAAUUUUUAUUUAAUCAUGAGGAGAAACGUGAACACUCGUAUCAGCGGAACGAACGUAAUUUUGGUACCGUACGAAGAAAAACACGUUACAAAGUAUCACGAGUGGAUGAAAAAUCCUAUAUUGCAGUAUUUGACGAGCUCUGAGCCAUUGACAUUGGAUGAGGAAUUCGAGAUGCAAAAACGAUGGUUGGAAGACGAGGAUAAAUGCACCUUUAUUAUUCUUGACCAACCUGUAUACGUAGCGACCGGAAAUGAAAUAGAUGCUAUGGUGGGAGAUACAAAUAUGUUUCUGCAUUGUUCCCAGGGAUUAAUCGUCGCCGAAAUAGAAAUCAUGAUAGCAGACGAGUCAUACCGUGGCAAAAAGAGGGGUUGGGAAUCUAUUGUUCUAAUGUUACUUUAUGGCGUCGAAACGUUAAACAUUAAUAAAUUCUGCGCUAAAAUCAAAUUGGACAAUGCAGUGAGCUUUAGAAUGUUCGAGAAACUUGGUUUCCGAGAGGUGGAAAGAAGUGAAGUUUUUCAUGAAGUUACCUUGGAGAAGGAAGCAUCUUCUGAUUGGAUAAGUUGGUUGCAUUCCGAACUACAAUCCAUCAUACCUAAUUGACUAUUACUGUUAUUACAGCAAAAGGUAUAAUAAUUUAUAUAUUUAUUAAUUGUAUGACUUUGUCAUAUAGAAGAAUGUAUAGAAAAAUUUUCAGAAUAUAAGCAAUUUUUUAAAUAUAUAAAA
Molecule: messenger RNA, 887 nt
Organism: Vollenhovia emeryi
Lineage: Eukaryota; Metazoa; Arthropoda; Insecta; Hymenoptera; Formicidae
Product: N-acetyltransferase 9-like protein
Exons: 6
Coding region: 180-764 (194 amino acids)
Biological process (GO): protein acetylation
Molecular function (GO): N-acetyltransferase activity
Source: RefSeq, a predicted model, not a curated record